AUGGCAUAUCGGGUAAAGGGCACAGCCUUCAUUACUGGAGGCGCUUCAGGCAUUGGAAAGGCCGCUGCACUGACCUUGGCACAGAACGGUAUAAACGCAUUGGCCUUACUUGAUUUGAAUCUUUCUGUUCUCGAAAGUACUCGAGAAGAAAUAUUAAGCCAUUAUGCUCAUGUUGAGGUGGAAAUCCUUCAAGUGAACGUUGCGGAUGAAUUGUCCGUCGACGCUGCCGUGGACAAGGUCGCAACUAAGUUCGGCGGGAUCGACAUUGGCAUCAACUCCGCUGGUAUCAGUGGUACUCCUACCCCAACCCAUUUGAUGUCUUUGUCAGAAUGGCAGAAGGUUGUUGAUGUCAAUCAAACGGGUGUGUGGCUUUGCCAAAGAGCACUUAUCCGCCAAAUGCUUAAACAAGAAGUCCAUGGCAUGAGAGAAGGUCGUGGAGUCAUCGUGAAUGUGUCCUCCAUGUUUGGAGUCGGCGGUCCUCCAGGCCCUUUUAGUAUCCCGCAUUAUACAGCGGCGAAGCAUGCUGUCGUCGGCGUAACGAAAAUGGAUGCGAAGGCUUACGCCCGUGAAGGAAUUCGGAUCAAUGCAAUCUGUCCUGGCUUUGUUGACACCCCAAUCAUUGGCGAACAGAUUAAGUCUGGGUCAAUGAACUCGCAAUUUGAGAUGACUCCCAUCGGACGCCCAGCUCACGUUGACGAGAUUUCCGACGCUCUACUUUUUCUCUCCUCUUCUAUGAGCAGCUAUAUGUGCGGGGCUGCGCUUGUGGUUGAUGGAGGGUAUACUGUCUAG
This is a messenger RNA of Penicillium angulare, 789 nucleotides long. Its product is annotated as SDR family NAD(P)-dependent oxidoreductase. The transcript has 5 exons. Lineage: Eukaryota; Fungi; Ascomycota; Eurotiomycetes; Eurotiales; Aspergillaceae. The coding region runs from base 1 to 789 and encodes 262 amino acids. The record is from RefSeq and is a predicted model, not a curated record.